Messenger RNA from Gekko japonicus, 790 nucleotides. RefSeq lists its product as uncharacterized. NCBI's taxonomy places the organism in Eukaryota, Metazoa, Chordata, Lepidosauria, Squamata, Gekkonidae. The record is from RefSeq and is a predicted model, not a curated record. The coding region runs from base 20 to 790 and encodes 256 amino acids. The transcript has 2 exons.
UGGUUUGGGAUCCUGUGAUAUGGUGAGAGGCUAUUGCUACAGGAUCAGUCACAAGGUGGCCAGGAUGAAAAUGGAAGAGCAAGAGUUGGCAAGCUCCAGGCUGAAGGGAAAAUUCGAAGGAGCAGGAAAAUCUCAUGUCCACCAGGCUGGGAGUAUCCAGGAAUUCCUGCAGAGGAGACCGGGGGAACAUAUUAAACGUGAACAGGAUGAGAGACAGUUUCAGCAAUGGGAAGACCAGUUGCAGGAUUUUCUGAAGACCGUGGAGUCCCCUCAGUCAGGCUGGGGAGCCCCACUGACACCAGAGGAGACCUCUCCCUGGGAUGACACCAAGGCCUUUCUGGCUUCCUUCGAAGAAGUGGCCGAAGCCUGCCGGUGGCCCAGAGAAGAGUGGGUGACCCGACUCCUGCCAGCCCUCAGCGGAGAAGCUGAGCAGGCCUUUAGCAGGCUAGAUCCCAGAGACAGAGAGGAUUAUGGGAAAGUGAAGGCUGCCCUUUUACGAGGGGAUGCCAUGAGGAGAGAAAGGAUGCGCCAAUAUUUCAGGUGUUUCCGCUACCAGGAGGCCGAGGGGCCGAGAGGGGCUUACAGCCGGCUCUGGGAACUUUGUCACGGUUGGCUGAGGGUAGAGAAACACACCAAGGAGCAGAUCUUGGAGCUGCUGGUCCUGGAACAGCUUCUGACCAUCUUACCCCAGGAAAUGCAGAGCUGGGUGAGGGAACGAGGGCCGGAGACCGGUGUUCAGGCGGUGGCCCUGGCUGAGGACUUUCUGCUGAAGCAGCAAGAGCAGGAAUAA